Molecule: messenger RNA, 2006 nt
Organism: Ricinus communis (castor bean)
Lineage: Eukaryota; Viridiplantae; Streptophyta; Magnoliopsida; Malpighiales; Euphorbiaceae
Product: lariat debranching enzyme
Exons: 10
Coding region: 188-1420 (410 amino acids)
Biological process (GO): mRNA splicing, via spliceosome
Cellular component (GO): nucleus
Molecular function (GO): RNA lariat debranching enzyme activity
Source: RefSeq, a predicted model, not a curated record
CACCGCAAACUACAAUAAUAAUGGAAACAAACAAUGCUUUAGUCACGUGUAGCGGGCAGCUAUUUCCCUCGUUAACUGGGGAUUGAAAAGGAAGAAGAAGAAGAAGAAGAAGAAGAUUAUUUUGGUUAAACCCUAGUCUACUAUUUAUUCUAUCAGAAAAUUUAUCAAAAGAUUAAUUUACAAAAUUAUGAAGAUAGCAGUAGAAGGAUGUAUGCAUGGGGAUCUAGACACAGUUUACGAAACAAUCAAACACACUGAAACUUUACAUAACAUUAAAAUCGACCUUCUUCUCUGUUGCGGCGAUUUCCAGGCCGUGAGAAAUAAAAAAGACAUGGAUAGCUUAGCUGUACCGUCGAAAUAUCGGGAGAUGAAGUCAUUUUGGAAGUACUAUUCAGGCCAAGAACUCGCUCCGGUACCUACUAUUUUCAUCGGCGGCAAUCACGAAGCUUCUAAUUAUUUAUGGGAGCUAUAUUAUGGAGGAUGGGCAGCGCCUAAUAUUUACUUUCUAGGGUUUGCUGGAGUGGUAAAAUUUGGAAAUAUUCGAAUUGGUGGUCUUUCUGGGAUUUAUAACGCGCGAGAUUAUAAUUUAGGACAUCAUGAAAGGCCUCCGUAUAACCAGAACACUAUAAAGUCAGUAUAUCAUGUUCGCGAGUAUGAUGUACAUAAACUUAUGCAAGUUGAGGAACCAAUUGAUAUCUUUCUUUCACAUGAUUGGCCUCUUGGUAUUACUGAUUGUGGGAAUUGGAAGCAACUUGUUCGAUAUAAACCACAUUUCGAGAAUGAGAUUCAGAAGAGAACUCUUGGGAGUAAAGCUGCUGCUCAACUGCUGGAAAAAUUAAGACCUCCUUAUUGGUUUUCUGCUCACCUGCACUGCAAAUUUGCUGCUCUUGUUCAACAUGGGGAAGAUGGCCCAGUGACAAAGUUUCUUGCACUUGAUAAGUGUCUUCCUGGAAAAAAAUUUUUGCAGAUCUUUGAUAUAGAAUCAGAGCCUAGACCUUAUGAAAUUCAGUAUGAUGAAGAAUGGCUGGCGAUAACGAGGAAAUUCAACUCUAUCUUUCCAUUAACGUUUAGAAGUGCAAAUUUUAGGGGUACACAGCUUCAAAUGGAAGAUUGUCGACAAUGGGUUAGGAGUAGACUGCAAGAAAGAGGUGCCAAACCUUAUGAUUUUGCACGGACUGUUCCUCCUUUUGAUCCCAGCCAACCUGACUUGAACAAUUCUUUCUCUGAUUGUCCUAGAAAUCCUCAGACGGAGUCUUUGUUGCAGCUUUUGGAACUUCCUUAUCUUCUUGAUAGCACGUCAGAAUCAAGAGAACCAACUCGUAGUCCCACCUCAUUAGUUCUCGGAGGUUCUUCUGCUGAGGAUAGUGAAGACAUUCCCAUAGAUGAUGUGGAUGAUUCAGAAGAACUUGUAGAAAGUUGAUGAUGUGGAAACCUGAAAUGAGCAGCUGGAAGCUCCUACAAGCCAGGAGAAAGGGUGAUAGCAGUGUUGUUGUAUUCUAUGAUGGGAAAGGGACAAAGAAGAAUGCAGCAGCUAGUUUCCAGAUGCAAGAGGGAGACCAGAGAUGGUUCACCAAUUGCACCCACUGCAAGUAAUGCCUGAAGGAAACUGCUCCUAGGUGAAGGCCUAAUUCUUGUUGGAGGCAUUGCCCUUGCUAUCUGGUGCUGGAUUGAGGACAAUUUUGCGAAUUGUGAUGGACCCGAGAAGCAGAAACUGACUACAGUUUUUGUAGCCCAAUAAUCCGAGUAAAGUAGCUACUGGUCAUGUUAGUUUUGCUCGGGUGUUUUGACUCUCAAUGAUCGCCUUUUCUUUUCCAUUGUAUAGAAUAUUUUUGUUUUUUGUUUUCUUGUUUUUUUGUUUUUUGUUUUUUGUUUUUUGUUUUUUGUUUUUUUUAAAUUUUUGAGUUAUAAAUGAGGGAGGAGAACUUGAAGUUACAGAUUUUGCUCUAAGUUACGAUAUAAUAUGAAUCCACGGCCAGACUAAGUCUGCGGAUACUAUCUUUUAAGUA